AUGAAAACUGACCUUUUUACAUCCUGUGGCCAUUGCUGAGUUUUCCAAAUUUGCUGACAUAGUGCAGCACUUUAACAGCAUCAUCUUUUAGGAUUUUAAAUAGCUCAGCUGGAGGGUAACACUUACGGUUAAAUAUUGACAAGUUAAAAAUUAACUCAAAGUUAAUUAUGAAUUGUUAGAAGAAUGAAAAUCAUGGCACAAAAUUCAGUCUUUCAGGCCCAGGGUGUGUCACUUCCCAAGUGUUAUCAGCCCCCGCUGAUAAGUAUAUAAAGUGAUACUUAUCACUUUAUUUUCUCGUGUAAUUGGAAUAAUACAGUGUGUACUUCACAAGGUGUAUGGGGUAGUAAUGAAUAAAAGAUACAGCAUGUAAUGGAAGUACCUAAUAAUAGCAAACAGUGUAGGACAUUUUAAAAUAUUUAUUAUUCAAAACAACCUUUAUGCAAUAGUGAUAAGACUAUAUUAGAUAGGUACCAAUUUUACAGAAAAUUAAGUCAAAUGGUCAAGAGAUGCCCAAAUUCAAUUUUCUAUCUGUAAUCUCAAGGGAGUAUGUAAUAGAGACAUGGCAAUUAUGUUGUGAAAGUGAGGAAACCAAGUUAGAAAACUUCUCAGCUUCCUCAAAUGUCUUAAAAUUUGGAACUUGAUUCCUACACUUCAGUUCAGUUCAGUCGCUGAGUAGUGUCCGACUCUUUGAGGCCCCAUGGUCUGCAGCACGCCAGGCUUCCCUGUUCAUCACCAACUCUCAGAGCUUGCUCAAACUCAGUGGUUGUGUUCAUUUCAGAGUUCACCGCAUACAGCUUUGUCUGCAGUUUGAGAAAUGACCACUAGAGGGCAGGAGACUCAAACGAAGUUUACAUAUAGCUCAAGAAUGAAGUUCUCUGUUUUAGGACUAUUUUCAACUAAAUAGGUAGCAAUAUUUUUUAUCAUGCAGUUGUUUUACCUCAGUUGUAUUUCCUAAACCCAUCUCUGCAGAUUCAGAAAAUAUUUCCCAAGCUCAGGUGAAGCACAUUAUAAAUAGAAUCUACUUGAUUUACAAUUUGUGGAUUUUCUCUGCAUCUACAGAUAAUAAACAAUAAUUCCUUUUGAAAUGCUGUCUAUUAAAAAAUUAACCCUCCGUUUUUGACCUGUUGAAAUAAAUAUGAAAAAUACCUUCUCUCACAUUGCUUCAAAGUAUAAACUUUUUGAAAAUUUAAAACGUGUUAUUGUAAAAAUAAUCUCACAACAUCCAGUUUUUAAUAGCGCCAUCAUCUAUCUCAUUGCUCCAUUGCACAGGUAAUACUGCCAAGUUUCUCACAUACUGCAAAAAUGGUCUCUGCGCACCACGCAUAUAGAUGCAUAGGGAGGAGACCGGAAGUCACAGGCACUCACCCACCACAUGGGGAUGCCCAGAGGAAAGGGCUGCACGUGGGAGGGGCGCGCAGGGGCUUAGGGGUUCUCCUUCCCAAAGCACAGCGAAAGGCAGGGUUUGGCCUCCCAAAGGAGGGUAUUGAACCCUCCUUUUUCUGGACUCCGCACACCUCUUCUGGCUCUGAUCCUGGUCUCACUUCCCAGAUUGCCCCAGGAAGGGAUGAACACUGAACUGCGUGAGCCCCACUUGAUGUGGGCACAGCCCAGGCUCCUGGCCCCCAGGUCCGUGGGUGGAUGCAGCAGGAUAAGCUCCAGGACAAAGGGCCUAGCUCCCACAUGCAGACUCAGCAAGGGGUGGUGGGGCAGCCUAGUCUAGCUUGUCCAGUGCCCGUGCAUGCAUCUAGCAGCGCGCGAAAGAGACCCACCUGGGCGAACCCGUGUCCAUUGUACUAACGGCUCCCAUCCUGGCGGUUACCACAUGAUGCCAACGACCGCCGUGCUGCUACCCACCACCCCACACCAAUCAGCCUGGCUGAAGACCUGGGGACAUGAAGUCACAGAAUAACCACCCACACAUCCUGCUGUCCUGGUCCCCCUCUACCCCCACCCCUGCCACCAGCGGCCAGCUCCCUGCACCGCUAGGUCAGGAGGCCUGGAGGUGGUGUAGACACGGGCCUGGGCAGGGGAAGGUCAGGCUGCCCCUUCCCUCUCCAUCUCCUCCAACCUCUCCCCGCACCAGGUCCAGCCUGUCCCUGGCUGGUGCAAGGGGCUGGAGGGAGCCCUGAGAGCAGGCAGCCCCACAAUGAGGCCCGAGUGUUGGGAGUAAUUACUGUUAUUAAGGGAGCGCUCCCUGGCACUUAGGUCACCCCAAUUUAUUGAUGAGCCACAGCAUGGAUGCUCAGAGUCACUUAACUCUAAGUGACCAAGUCCAGCCAAACUAAGACGUCACAACGAAGUUUUCCUGUGACUGACCCCGGAGGCCACGCCCAAGAGGUGGCCCCGGAGCCCAGCCUUGGAGAGGAGUCCGUCUUGGGUGCGGGAGCAAGGGGAGGGGCACCGCAGGCCGGGACUCCAGCAAUGGCUCCGCCCACUCCCAUCUGCGGAUUGGACGCUCUGCAGGGAGGGUCUCAUCCCUGGUCCCCGGAGAUGCGGCCCGGUGCCCACCGCGUCCCAGACUCCCCGGGUCUCCAGGCUGCGCUCUGCUCCCACAGACUCCGGGAGUUAGAAAACAUUCCCAGGACUCGGAGCACUGGGUCACCAACGGGGAGCUAAGGCCACCAGCUCUAGCACGGUACCGUAGACCCUCAGGGUCCCGCCCAAGCACAGCAACUUGUAGAGGAGCAAAAAGAACUUCCCUCUGGCACCCUGAAGCCGCCCCCUCCCCUCCCCCACGCCAAGGGAGGAGUCUUGGGGGCCUAUCCUCCUCCCAGGCGCUCAGAGAGGGGGACACGAAGCCUCUCCCCGUUGCCUUGGGGGUGGCCUGGCCCAGCCGCCCCUGCGAACCUCGGGAUCCCCGCCUAGAUCCGGAUGCUGAGAGCCGCCGGAAUUGGGGGGAGGCGUUGCUAAGAGACCGAGGGCCGGGCCAGGCCCCUCCUGGGCUGUCUCGCCCUGCGCCGUCGCACGUCAGUUAACCGCAGAACCACCCUCGGCCCCAACAGCUGGGCGUGUCCACGACCGAGGCCGCGUUGGCUUCUUCCGCCGCCUUCGCGCAGCCAGCAAACCCUGGUGGCCUCUGCUGCUGCCGGCAACCUGUCCGGCGUCCACUUGGGUAGCGGCCCUGGGGAGCCGCGCGGGCAGGCGGGGACGCGCUCCGAGCCAUGGAGGAGAUACCUAUUCUGGGCCUGGGCACCUGGAAGGCAGUUGCAGGGGAGGUAACAGAGGCUGUAAAAGUGGCGAUAGACGUGGGCUACCGCCACGUGGACUGUGCGUACGUGUACCACAACGAGAAUGAGGUCGGAGUGGGAGUCCAGUCCAAGAUCAAGGAGGGCGUGGUGAGACGAGAGAACCUGUUUAUUGUCAGCAAGCUCUGGUGCACCUGCCAUAAGAAGCCCCUGGUGAAAGCAGCCUGCACCCGGAGUCUGAAGGCCUUGAAACUGGACUACUUGGACCUCUACCUCAUGCACUGGCCCAUGGGCUUCAAGUCCGGAGAGGCAGACUUGCCCAUGGACCACAACGGCAUGAUCAUCCCUAGUAACACGGACUUCCUGGACACGUGGGAGGCCAUGGAGAACCUGGUGGCCGCAGGCCUGGUGAGAGCCAUCGGGGUGUCAAACUUCAACCACGAGCAGCUCGAGAGAAUUCUGAAUAAACCCAACCUGAGGUUCAAGCCGGUGACCAACCAGAUCGAGUGCCACCCGUAUCUCACUCAGAAGAACUUGAUCAGUUUCUGCCAAUCAAGAAACGUGUCUGUGACGGCUUACCUGCCCCUCGGUGGCUGCAGUGGGGGAAUGCACCUGAUGGAGGACCCUACGAUCCAGACGAUCGCUCAGAAGCACAGGAAGUCUGCAGCCCAGAUUUUGAUCCGAUUUCAGAUCCAGAGGAACGUAAGAGUGAUUCCCAAAUCUGUCAACCCAAAGCAGAUUCUCGAGAACUUCCAGGUAUUUGAUUUUGAAUUAUCAGAAGAGGAUAUGACUGACCUCCUUGGCCUGGACAGGAAUCUCCGUUUGGCCACGUUCCCCAUAACUGAAAAUCACAAGGACUAUCCCUUCAGAACAGAGUUCUGAGGACCCUGCUCAGCCCAGAGGAAUCCUUGCUGACUCAGGGCAGCCCUGGACAGGGCAGGGGACUCAGCUUGAUUUGGGUGGGUUCCCUGAGAAGUCCCAAGAACUGAAUAUGGUCUGUGCCUGAAGGUGGAGGCUUCAUGAGAGCAGCGAUCGCUCUCCACCAAGACCCAUUCAGGUUUUAGAAUCCUAGGAGCCCACAGUGUGCUGGGUUCUCACAAGAGUGCUGGGUGGUCUACACCAUCAAACAAGGACAUUCAAUGACUCAUGAAUAAUUUGCCUUCCCAUUAAAAAAAAAUUAUGUUAUGGAAAUGUUGGAAUGUCUACAGUAUAAGGAACCUCCACCCCCUUCACUCAGCUUCAGCCAUUGUCAGUCCCUGGCCCUUCUUGCUUUGUCUCUGAUCCUCUGUUCCCUGCCAAUACCCCCAGAUGGUUUUAAAGCAAAAUCCUUACACAACACACAACAAAAUGGUGUGCUCAGCAGCCUGCCACUGUCCCAUCCCUCACUGAUGCUAACAUACUGCCAUAGGGGACAGGUUUCCAUAGCCUGGGAAAAAUGAUUUCCAACCUGUCUAAAACACAAGACAAGAGUAAUAAAGCCAUAAUGCAGUUCUUAUAAAUAAGGAAAUGAUAAAUUCCCAGUUUAAAAGGGUGAUAUUGGAGGAGCACAGUAACAGUUAUUGAUUACUUACCACGUUGUGCUGUGUGGUUGUGUCCGACUCUUUGUGACCCUAUGGACGAGCUCGCCAGGCUCCUCUGUCCAUGGGCUUCUCCAGGCAAGAAUACUGGAGUGGGUUGCAUGCUCUCCUCCAGGAGAUCUCAACUCAGGGAUCGAACCAGGGUCUCCUGCCUCUCCUGCAUUGUAGGCAGAUUCUUUACCACUAGAACCACCUGGGAAGCCCACUAGGCAUUUAAUUUGCAGAACAUGCUGAAUCCUCUUAAGAAGAUAGGCACAAGGUGGCUGAAUAAUUCCCAAAGAUUACGUGGUGUGAAGGUUGAAGUUAGGAUUUGAAUGUCCAAAAACCAGGGAGCAAAUUAAUUAUAAUAGAAAUAAAAACUGAAUUGACAGUGAUUUUCCAGUUUGUCCCCCCCAAAAUAAAAAAAAAAUCAACCUCCAAAACACUUGAAGUAUUUUGAAAAAAUAGCACUUUCAGUAACUUUGGGUAGGAUUAUAAAUUUAUGUAGAUGCUCCUGGAAGCAAUUUGGUCUUAUAUUUUAAAAUCAUUAAAAAUGUGCAUAUUAAUUGGUAGCAUUUGAUUCUUUAAGCAUUGAACUUUAGGAAAAAAGAGGGGUUCCCCUCCAAAUUCUCAAGUUAGAGUAUGUUGCUAUAUAAAAGUUAUAUUUAUGCUUAAUCAUUUGCAGUUGUGGGAAAAAAUUAAAAUUUGAAUUUAAACACA
Messenger RNA from Cervus elaphus (red deer), 5461 nucleotides. RefSeq names its product aldo-keto reductase family 1 member E2 (gene AKR1E2). Lineage: Eukaryota; Metazoa; Chordata; Mammalia; Artiodactyla; Cervidae. Bases 3162 to 4067 code for a protein of 301 amino acids. The record is from RefSeq and is a predicted model, not a curated record. The transcript has 10 exons. Gene Ontology annotation, molecular function: aldose reductase (NADPH) activity. Gene Ontology annotation, cellular component: cytosol.